This is a messenger RNA of Arabidopsis thaliana (thale cress), 1468 nucleotides long. It is a transcript of the gene TPR2, whose product is annotated as Tetratricopeptide repeat (TPR)-like superfamily protein. Bases 192 to 1274 code for a protein of 360 amino acids. The transcript is spliced from 8 exons. The record is from RefSeq and is marked reviewed. Lineage: Eukaryota; Viridiplantae; Streptophyta; Magnoliopsida; Brassicales; Brassicaceae. Gene Ontology annotation, molecular function: Hsp90 protein binding. Gene Ontology annotation, cellular component: cytoplasm.
AUAGCUAUUGAGAUCAAACCGGGACAAUAGUAUUAAACCGGUAUUCGGUUAACGAGAGGAAAUAACCGGUAUCUGUCCCUCUCCCUCCAAAGAACUCGAAGCUUCUUCUUCUUCUUCUUCUCCUGCUUCUGUCGUCGUCUAGGUUAAUCGAAUAUUUCACUAUUUGCUUUCUAUCUUUCUGCUGCGAAUCAAUGGCGCUAUGGAUGGACGCUGGAGCGACGCCGACCACGGAGAAGGAAAAGGCUGAUCUUGAAGCUAUUUCUGCUCUCAAAGAAUCCACCGCCAUCGAAUUCAAAGAAGAGGGCAAUGAAUGUGUAAGGAAAGGGAAAAAGCAUUACUCUGAGGCGAUUGAUUGUUACACGAAAGCCAUUAGUCAGGGAGUUCUAAGUGAUUCAGAGACCUCUAUUUUGUUCUCGAAUCGAUCCCAUGUUAAUCUACUCUUAGGCAACUAUCGGCGUGCCCUCACCGAUGCUGAGGAAUCAAUGAGGUUAUCUCCUCAUAACGUUAAGGCGGUGUAUCGAGCUGCUAAGGCAUCCAUGUCAUUGGAUUUGCUGAACGAGGCAAAGUCUUAUUGUGAAAAGGGAAUCGAGAAUGAUCCGAGUAAUGAGGACAUGAAGAAGCUUUUAAAACUUGUGAAUUCAAAGAAGCAAGAGAAAGAACAACAUGAGGCUCAAGCCUCACAGGCGGUGGUGGAAGCCAAGGCUUGUCUCUCUGCGAUCGAGAACAGAGGAGUGAAGAUUGGCAAAGCAAUGUACCGAGAACUCACUGGUUUGAAGAAGCCAAUGUUAGAUAAAAACAACAUCCUUCAUUGGCCUGUCCUGCUUCUUUACGCUGAGGCCAUGACAAGUGACUUUGUUGAGGACUUUUGUGAAACAGACAUGUUUGCAACUCAUCUUGAUAUGAUGUUUUCAGAGGACAGCCCGCCGCUGCCAUGGGAUAAAAACAACGAAUACUCACGUGAUGUUAUUGAGCUUUACUACGAGGCGAGUUCAGGAACUCCAUUGCCUAGGAGUAGAGUUCUCCAGUAUCUUUUAGAAGGUACAAAAGGUUCUCAAGCUGAAACUACCGGAGAAGAGGACACAAGCGCAACCAAAACACCCUCCUACCUGAAAGGUUCUUCGGGUAUGGUUAAAGUGAACGAGAGAAGAACAUUGCAUGACGUGUUGAAAGAACCUAAGUUUGUCAUCCCUGAGAUUCCAGUCUUUUACAUCGUAUCAAAGAGGUCCAAAUUCUACAAGGACUUUACCGCUGGAAAAUGGACUCCACCAAACUAAAGAAUUGAGUUAGAAAGAGAAUAGUUGAUGAUAAUUUUUUGCAGCUUCUUUUUGUUGUUGGUUGUCGUAAUCUAUUACUGUUACCGUUCAAAGACACAAACCUGUUCUGAGUUAUGGCUAGGGCUCCGCCACGUCCAAACUUUUCUAGGUAACGAAAGUAAAAAACCAAGGGGAAAAAAACGAUCUUACAGAGG